Molecule: messenger RNA, 276 nt
Organism: Tetrahymena thermophila SB210
Lineage: Eukaryota; Ciliophora; Oligohymenophorea; Hymenostomatida; Tetrahymenidae
Exons: 2
Source: RefSeq, a predicted model, not a curated record
AUGAUUAUAAGCAUUAUUAAAUAUAUUUGUGCACUUUCAUGGAAGAAAAUAGGAGUUACUAAAGUUUUAAUAAAAUCUAAAAUAUAUCAUUUAUUUAGUAAUAUAUUAACUCAAUUGUAUCUUAAGAAAAGGGAUCUAUCAAUUGAUAUAUUGUUCAUUCAUUUUUGGCAUUGGAAAGGGGAUAAAAAUAAAAAAUAUUAAAAAUAUUUUUGGUUUAUUCAUGAAUUUAGAUAAUUUUUUGCGAUAACAGUUUUCUUCCUAGGAGGAGAUACAUGA